AUGGGCAGUGCCAAGAGCGUCCCGGCCACGCCGGCGCGUGCCCCGCCGGUCAACAAGCACCUGGCUCACGUGUCGGACCCCCGCUCCCCCAGUGCCGGCAUCCUGCGGACCCCCAUCCAGGUGGAGAGUUCCCCACAGUGGAGCCCCCCGACCCCCGUGGAGGUGGAGGAGGAAGAGACGGCCGGCGCCCACCUGCCUCGGGCCGCCGACCCCCGUUCCCCCACCCCCGGCAUCAGCCGCACCCCCAUGAAGACGGGCGCAGUGGAACCCACCGUCCUCCCGGGGAAGCAGCUGAGGGCUGAGUUGGAGGCGGAAGCCCCCGAGGUCUCCUCAGCCCCCCGGCUGGCCACGUCUUCCUCAGUCGCCCUGGAGGCCCCCGUCCCGCUUGGCUCUUGGCUGGGCUCGGGGGCAGAGUCGCCGCCUGCUUCUCCCCUGCAACGCCUCUCUCCCGCGGAAGAGGAUGGGCCACCUGCCCCGGUCGGGCCCGGUCAGGCCUCCGACAAGCUCCCGCGAGGCCCAGAGACUCCCCGCUGUGCAGGUGCCAGGGGCCCCCGCAGGAAACCGGCCGGCAAAGCCCUGGGCCGCUCCCCCCUCACCGUCCUGCACGACGACAACUCUCCCGGCCCCCUGCCCUCCCGCCAAGGCAAGCGUCCCGCGGGCCUGGGCGAGAACGCGGGCGAGCGUCCCGGGCUGGGGGCCGGGCGGCCCGUGAACGGCGCGGGGAAGAGCGCGGCGGCGGGGAGCUGCUGCAGGGAACGCCCACGGGACAAGGAGAACCGGCAGCACGGCCCCCUCGUCGAUAACUAGGCAGGCCAGAGCCCCCUUCCCCGCACUUCUUUCCUGGCGUCCUUUCGGGGGGCUGGCGACGGAAGGUGCCCGGGGAUGGGGAGAAGGACGCAGUCCCCACGCCGAUGGCACCGAGCCCAGCGACGCCUGGACUCGAUAAGGCCCUGGAGCCUUCCUGGCAGGGGUGGGUUUCGCUCUGCUUGCCCCCUUCUUUCUCCUCCAUCCCCCACCCCCGCCAACAUCUUUCCAGGCGGACUGACGGGGGAAAAGCGCCAUUUUCCACCGCCCUGUGUGUUUGUGUGUAUAUAUACGUGUGGAUGUGUGAAUAAAGA
This is a messenger RNA of Tachyglossus aculeatus (Australian echidna), 1118 nucleotides long. RefSeq names its product cell division cycle associated 3 (gene CDCA3). The record is from RefSeq and is a predicted model, not a curated record. The transcript has 5 exons. Bases 1 to 807 code for a protein of 268 amino acids. NCBI's taxonomy places the organism in Eukaryota, Metazoa, Chordata, Mammalia, Monotremata, Tachyglossidae.